AUGAACGGUAUGAUGUACAUGCGAGGCAGCCGGCACGACUUCGAUGGCCGGGCUAAGAUGGGCAAUCCGGGAUGGAGCUACCAGGAGGUGUUUCCGUACUUCCUCAAGUCCGAGGAUAACCACCAGGCGACCACCAUGGAAGCCGGUUACCACGGGGUCGGCGGCCCUCUGCCGGUGGGCCAGUUCCCAUACCACCCACCGCUGUCGCACGCCAUCCUGCAGGCCAGUCUGGAGCUCGGCUACCAGGCGCGUGACCUGACCGGUGCCCUGCACACGGGUUUCGCAAUCGCGCAGACCACGUCCAAGAACGGUUAA
Molecule: messenger RNA, 315 nt
Organism: Macrosiphum euphorbiae (potato aphid)
Lineage: Eukaryota; Metazoa; Arthropoda; Insecta; Hemiptera; Aphididae
Source: the annotation of a GenBank genome assembly